GGGGGGGGGCCUCGUCUCGGCUUCGCUGGAGGUCCGGUUUCGGCUGCGAACAUGUCCCGGCCCGUCAGAAACAGGAAGGUGGUCGAUUAUUCACAGUUUCAGGAAUCUGAUGAUGCAGAUGAAGAUUAUGGAAGAGAUUCAGCUCCUCCAGCUAAGAAAAUUCGAUCAUCACCUCGAGAGGCUAAAAACAAGAGGCGGUCUGGGAAAAAUUCACAGGAAGAUAGUGAGGACUCUGAAGAAAAAGAUGUGAAGACCAAGAAAGAUGAUUCACACUCACCAGAGGAUAGUGAAGAUGAAAAAGAAGAUCACAAAAAUGUUCGCCAACAGCGUCAGGCAGCAUCCAAAGCAGCUUCCAAACAGAGAGAGAUGCUUAUGGAAGAUGUGGGCAGUGAAGAAGAACAAGAGGAGGAAGAAGAGGCACCAUUCCAAGAGAAAGAUUCCGGCAGUGAUGAAGACUUCCUAAUGGAAGAUGAUGAUGAUAGUGAUUAUGGAAGUUCAAAAAAGAAAAACAAAAAGAUUGUGAAGAAGUCCAAGCCUGAAAGGAAAGAAAAGAAAAUGCCCAAACCUAGGCUAAAGGCUACAGUGACACCAAGUCCAGUGAAAGGCAAAGGAAAAGUGGGCCGUCCCACAGCAUCAAAGGCAUCAAAGGAAAAGACUCCUUCCCCCAAAGAAGAGGACGAGGAGCCAGAAAGUCCCCCGGAAAAGAAAAAGUCUGCCAGCCCUCCACCAGAAAAAUCUGGGGAUGAAGGGUCUGAAGAUGAAGCUCAGUCUGGGGAAGAUUAAAAAGUGAUGGUUUGGGGAGAUUUUAUUUUAAAAAAAAAAAAAAAAAGAGGAAAAAAAAAAGAAAACCUACUUAGGGGUAGAACAUGGUUUUGGCUAUGGCUUGACUCAUGGGCUUUGAAUGCUUUCCCUCUUCCUUACCCUUCCCACUACCACCAUCACAUACACACACACACAUACAAAAAAAAAAAAUUUUUUUUUAAAUUUUUUUCCUAAGAGAAAAUUAUGGCCAUGUUUUGUUUUUUUUUUAAUUACCUUUAUUAUUGGCUAUUCGCCCUCUCCCAAUCUCCAGUGAAAGCCAUGAUAAAAUAUCCAAUGAGUUUACCACCUAACUUUAAAAAAACAAAAAAAAAAUGAAAGGGUUACCUCAGGUAAAGCAGUAAGUUUGAGGUAAAUCCUCUUGAAAUUUUAACUUUUCUAAAAGUUAUCAAGAUGAAUAGGAAUCCAGAGACAAUAAGAAUUCCAAAUGAAAGUGGUUGUUCCUUAUUUACCUGAAUUAAAAAAAAAAAAAAUCACUGUCAGCAAAGACAAAAGUGUGUACGUUUUGAUUUUUUUUUUUUUUUUAUCAUGAAUCUAAACUUCCAUUGACUAGGCAGAAAAGUGAUAAAUGUGAGUUCAGCUCUUAUAUUUCCCGUAUUUCUAACCCCAUUUGGGAACAACCAGGCCACAUGACUUUGUGCUGUGGGGUUUUUGUUUUUAUUAUUGUUUUGUUUUGUUCUAUUUCACUCCUAGUCAUCUCGGGGAGAAUAGGAACCAAAGAAAUCCUUUUCUCCUACUAAGGUCUUAGGGAGUUAAAUGAUGCUCAACCUAAAAAUCAGGGUUCAGUGCAUCAAAAUCUAAGUUACUUUGUUUCAGAUCUGAAAAUCCAUGGUUCCAGUUUUUAAAAUAAAUAUGUAUUCUUUUUCUUGGAAUAAAUUUUACCAAGGAUCAAGAGGGAUUUAGAUUUUUAACAGCAAGAUUGCUGUGCCACAUAAAAAGUGGGUUUCUUCUCAAACUGACAAUGUUUAGGUUUUAAGCCAAUAAAGAACCAGUUAAUGUGAAACUAAA
Molecule: messenger RNA, 1827 nt
Organism: Antechinus flavipes (yellow-footed antechinus)
Lineage: Eukaryota; Metazoa; Chordata; Mammalia; Dasyuromorphia; Dasyuridae
Gene: NUCKS1
Product: nuclear casein kinase and cyclin dependent kinase substrate 1
Exons: 7
Coding region: 52-783 (243 amino acids)
Biological process (GO): interstrand cross-link repair; double-strand break repair via homologous recombination
Cellular component (GO): cytoplasm
Molecular function (GO): double-stranded DNA binding; single-stranded DNA binding
Source: RefSeq, a predicted model, not a curated record